Molecule: messenger RNA, 3293 nt
Organism: Carassius carassius (crucian carp)
Lineage: Eukaryota; Metazoa; Chordata; Actinopteri; Cypriniformes; Cyprinidae
Product: serine protease 56-like
Exons: 15
Coding region: 339-2906 (855 amino acids)
Biological process (GO): proteolysis
Molecular function (GO): serine-type endopeptidase activity
Source: RefSeq, a predicted model, not a curated record
UUCUCUCACCACAGAACAUUUCCAGCAUUGGCAAGUUCCUCGUGAUUUGCUCUCAUCGUCUUAAUGAAUUCAGCUGGGAGUGCAUUGGCCCUGAUGCCCACCCCCUCAGGGAUAGGUCCAGUGCUUUUGCAUAUAUCUGGAGGGCUGCUCCAUGCUCUUUCAUUGUUCCAUCAGCUUCUUUCACCAACAGGUCCUCCGAGAGGAAGUGUGAGAGAAAGCUAAGCCAGCCAGGAGGUGGGACGCCUUGAUACGAAAGGAGCUGCUUUGUGUCCGUGCACCUGUGCUUUUAAGUGGAACUUCUUAAGAAAAACUCACCUGUGGACAGGUGAAGUGGAAUCAUGGGUGGGAUGUCACUGCUGAUGUUGAUGUUGAUUGGUUGGUGUGGUGGGGCGCCACCAGCGAGAGAAGUGUACAGAAUGCCACAGAGUGCACUUAAAGAGCUGUCUGAUAGAGGAACUGUAGUGAUGGAGGCGGCUCUGUCCCGCGCUCUGUCUGCCGUAGAUGCUGCCGUAUCGGACCGCAGUAAGGUCGAAGCUGGCUGCAGAGGGUGUGUGCCCUGCCUGUUUCAGGACUGUGGACAGCGAAACGGCGCUUGUGCAUCUCCAGAGGACACACAGUCAGAGCCGAGCUGUGAGGUCAUAUCUCGCGCCCAGAAGGAAGCUGAUGAAGGAGAGAGGAGCUGGUUGCUGAGUCAGGCCUGUGGCUUCUACAGACGCCGUUGCACACCUGCACAGGUGAACAAAGACCUGUGCAUCAGAGUCAUGGGAGAGAGCUGCAGCGCUCGGGUCCUGCAGUGCAGUCUGCUCAACACCAUGCAGAACCUGGAGCCGGCCACACAGACCACAGCACAGGCUGUGUGUGGCCAGCGUUUCUCCGUCUCGCAAAACCUGACACAGCCUCGCUUUCGUAUCAUGGGGGGAUCUCCUGCUCCUCUGGGCAGCUGGCCAUGGCUGGUGAACCUUCGGCUGGAUGGGGCUCUGAUGUGUGGGGGUGUUCUGGUUGACAGCUCUUGGGUCCUCACUGCUGCCCACUGCUUUGCUGGGAGCCGUGGUGAGAGUUACUGGACAGCUGUAGUGGGAGAGUUUGACCUCACAAAAACUGACCCUGAUGAGCAGAUCAUGAAAGUCAAUCGUAUCAUCGCUCAUCCAAAGUUUAACCCAAAGACAUUUAAUAACGACAUUGCCCUGGUAGAGCUGAGUUCUCCAGUUAUUCUGUCUGAACGGGUCACACCUGUCUGCUUGCCCUCUCACCUCGAUCCACCGGCUGGUACACCCUGCUUGGUGGCCGGCUGGGGCUCUUUGUAUGAGGACGGACCCUCUGCAGAUGUGGUGAUGGAGGCAAAGGUGCCCCUGCUGACUCAGGCCACCUGUCACAGUGCACUGGGGAAGGAGCUGCUCACGAACACCAUGUUCUGCGCUGGGUACCUGUCUGGAGGCAUUGACUCAUGCCAGGGUGAUUCUGGAGGGCCGUUGAUCUUCCAGGACCAUUUAUCAGGACGGUUUCAGCUGUUAGGCAUCACCUCUUGGGGGGAUGGCUGUGGGGAGAGGGGAAAGCCUGGCGUUUACACACGGGUCACCGCCUUCUCUGAUUGGGUCAUGACAGAGAUACAGAAGUCUUUUGGGAGUCGGGAGCCCACAUGUCCUGAGCUGCUUAAGACAACAGAGCUGUCAGAAGAACAGCAGAUGUCAGAAUUCACCAUGCUCUGCCACUUCUACACACUAUCCUGCUCUUCAACCCUCGACCCCUCUGCCUGCCAGCGUCUCGCUCAGGACAAAUGCCAAAGCCGGUUUAAAAAGUGCCAGCUGCAUUCCUUCCUGCAGACUCUGCUGGACUUGCUUCAGAGGGCCGAUGACUAUAUCAGAGAUAAGGUCGAUCUGACCUUCUUCACUCAGACUCUUCCUCAGUUGGUGGAGAAUGUGUACAGCUCUGCUCAUAUACCACGAAGACGCAGAAAUGCAUUUGAAACAGAGCAGGUAGGCCGGCCAGCACUAUUCCAGCAAGUGGGCCCCCUUGUGGACGACUGGGAGAGCUACCUUACAGGCAUCGCUGAAGAUCUGGAUCAAAACAAAGAACUGAAGAACUCACAGGAACUGUCUCAGGAGGAACAACUCUUCACACCGGAUGAGGACAGUGAAAAAGCAUCUCUUCAGAAGCUCGACAGAUCACUGCGCUCCUCCAUUGCUAUCCUGCGUUCCAAACUAGAAUCAUUGCACAUUCCUGUCAUACCAGAAUUGGACUACCAACUGUUUCAGAGGAAUUUCCCCAUUACCAGCAAUGGAAAACAACAACAGGAUAAUCGUGCCAAAUCUAGGGAGUCUGUAUUGUCAGCUGACAUUUUGACUGCUCUGAUAUAUAAAGCUCUGAGAGGAAGCGGCACAGGGAGUGUCACAGGACGUCCGGUAAUAACAGCAUCCCCUAGGGAUGACAUGGAUACAACAUCCAGAUCUGUGGAGCCUUCAACACAACGGCCGAAACUCAAGAACCAGGAACCUUCUGACUCAGUGCUUGAAAAACACCCUGUCCCUACCCAGAUGCCCUUGCUUCAACAGCCACUCUUUAAAAAGCUCCUGUGGAGGAGAAAGAGAGAUCUACACAAGAGACAGAAACGAGGAGCCAGUGAAAAAGUUUGCUCAGGAGUGACUGAAUCAGCUCAGCUGGUCAGCACCACCAACGAGUUGUACAACUGGAUCCUGUCUGUUCCUUCUAACAGCAUAAGCAUGAUCUUCCAGGAGGUGCUGGUUGACCUGAAUUCUAAGAAUGAACGUGGUUUGUAUCAGUCACGGAUCAAGGCCACUGUUGGUGGGCGACCUUUGAUCUUUUACAGUUUGGUGGGUUUAGAGAAUGAGGCUUUCUACCGCAGCAUGCCACGCAUCAUUGCCAUUGCCAUUGGUGCUCUAAAAACAUAAAACAUACUCCUGUAUACUGCUGAAAUUAUACUUGAGCUGAAACGGCAUCCCCAACAUUAAACGUUAUUACAUCCUUGACUCUCUAAUGUGAUCUGCUGCUAUGGAAAUGACUGGAAGGGCCCUCUUUUCUAGAGUCAUCACAGGACAGCUGCCAAUUUUGAGUUGGUCACUGCAUACUGAGACUGGACUGAUGGUGACUGUAUGUCCACCCUGACUUAACUUAUUUCACAGGGACAGAGGUUGAUCCUCCUGUCUGAGCUGCAAACUGUACAGAUAUUAUAUUUGAUGUUUGUUAUAUAUUUAUUUGUAUUUUUUUUAUAUGAAAACAAAGAUAAAAAAAAUGGAGUGAAAGAUUUAACCAUAUUUAAAUAAAUGUUAUCCUCAUGA